This is a messenger RNA of Parathielavia appendiculata, 1382 nucleotides long. RefSeq lists its product as uncharacterized. Bases 136 to 1272 code for a protein of 378 amino acids. Gene Ontology annotation, molecular function: protein kinase activity. The record is from RefSeq and is a predicted model, not a curated record. Gene Ontology annotation, biological process: protein phosphorylation. NCBI's taxonomy places the organism in Eukaryota, Fungi, Ascomycota, Sordariomycetes, Sordariales, Chaetomiaceae. The transcript has a single exon.
UGUCCGCCUUGCCGUGGUCAAUCUGCUUCCCCCGGCUGCCCAAUUCCUGACUUCCAUCCUCUCUUAUUCAUUCCAAUUCUCUUUCGCCUGAUGGCCCAAAAGUAAAGUCCGAAAACCCAACGGAGGGUGUUAUCAAUGGCCGCAGCAACCGCCACACGCUCAUCCGUCUCUCCGUCGCCCUAUCGGGAAGGCGUCGAGCUCCGAAUUCGAAAGCACGUCCCGCCGACGCCCUUUGGCGCUGGUUACGGACCAUGUCCUCGGCGCAAAGUCGGGGUCGGGCCCGAUGCCACGGAUGUCGACCGCGUUGCUUUCGCCAUGGACAAUCCGCCCUUGGAGACGGAGCCCGCGGCCACCGAAGAGCACACCUUCACCAUCACCGGCUCAAAAACCCUGAGACGUUUCCACGUCGACGGCGGCGGCGCUCACGUGGUCACGGGCUAUUUCGACCGAGACAAGGGCGUCGUCUGCCUGGCCAAGAUCUACGACGGCGUCUACUACCCGCUGGAGAACCAAGACUCCGGCUGGGACAGCAUGACCCUGGCCGACGCCGACUAUGCUAUCGAGGCCUGGGCCUAUGAAACCAUGCAGCCUGUCCAAGGGGUUGGCGCCAAGCUCGUGCCCGAGUACUACGGCACUUGGACUUUCACGGUUGCCGACCGACCCAACCGCCGGCGCUGGGUCCGCAUGCUCCUGCUCCAGCUGGUGCCCGGUGAGACCGUCUUGGCCAAGAUCCUCAAGGCUACUAAGAACAACAGCGUCCAGCUCUCCCUAUUGCCCGAUCAGGACACUCGUCUCCGAGUCCUCAAAGACACCUUCGAGGCCGCCAUCUCCAUAUGGUGGGAGGCCGAGGUUCUCCACGGAGACCUGUCACCGCGGAACGUCAUGGUCCGGCCUGACGGUAGCGUGGUCCUGAUCGAUUUCAACCAAGCUGUCGUUUACCCGUUCCAUUAUCGGUCGCAUCCGAAGCACAACAAGGAUGCCCGCCCACUUCCUCACUCACCCAUCGAGCGCCACUGGCCCUUUGCCCCCGGCACAGGAACCUUCGCGGAUCCCGGAAAUCAGGGGAAUCAGUGGGCGAGUUGGGUCCCCCAAAGUUGGCUCCAAAACCCGGAAUUGGCCGCCGAGUGGCUGUUGAAGACAUGGGGAAGUCCUGCGCCAGGCAAAUACGCGCCUUUGUCCGAUUACUUUUUCAAUCACCCCGCCCACGCGGAGAGGAGUAGGAAGCUGCAGGCAGCUCUGGAGAAGCUGGGUCGCGAACCCGCAAAGAAAUAGGGAUGAAGCAGCGUUAGAUCGGUUUGCAAUUCAAAGACGACGACCUCUUGUUCGGGAGGCGGAGCUAUCAGCUUGCGUUCCUCAUCAACAGACAGGAUCCGCCCGUGAGG